This is a messenger RNA of Porites lobata, 3871 nucleotides long. NCBI's taxonomy places the organism in Eukaryota, Metazoa, Cnidaria, Anthozoa, Scleractinia, Poritidae. The record is from the annotation of a GenBank genome assembly.
AUGUCGUCCUCUGAUGUUUACCAACCUUCUAGUAAUGUAGAUACCACAAAUAUCAUGAGUCAGUCUGAAGCAUCAAAUGAAUUAACCAAAAAGAGGGAAUUGGAUGUCCUGGUAGAAAUGUUUCCUAACUUAAAGCAGGAGCGAAUUGAAAAGGCUCUGGAAAGUGCUGGUUCAGAUUUUGAGAGAGCCAUCAACAUACUUCUUGAGGAAAAUCAUACAGGUGUGUUUGUAUGUAUUUCACUAGGGUAAAUAAUGUUGGGAUACAUCAGAUGAAUAAUAUUUAGUAAUAUUUCUGAUAAUUUGGUUUGCUUCUUUUGUCUUUCUCCAUCUUAAUUGCCAAUUUUAUGAAAACUGUAAUGUGUCACUAUCAGUUGACCAUCCUAGCUUAUCACCCAGUGUCAAGGCAUAAAACAGUGUACGUGGUGUCAUUUGCCUAGUUAACUUUCGGUAUUUUUCUUUCAGUGUAAUAUAAAUGAUGUAGGUCAUAAAUUAUUAAUUUAUUUUUUGCCCGAGCCAGAGGCUCAUGUUUAAAACAUAAGACUAUAAAACUAUCUAUAAGUAAAACUAUAUAAAAUAUAUUAAAAAUAUAUCAAGAACAGAGCAAUAAGUGUGCAAAAACUGUUAAUAGAAUCCAAUUGUAGAUAUUAAAAUUACUUAAGGUACUAGAGAAAGGUAGGAAAUACAUGUACGAUUAGGAAACAAAUGGAAAAUAAAUACUAAUUUAAAAAAAUAUAUAUACAAGAGUUACAAUGACAGGUGGACCCUAAUUUGCUGAAGUCAAAAGCCUUUAGGUAACUACUGAAGUCACUAAAUUUAGUUGAUGUUUUAAUAUAUGCAGGUAGUUUAUUCCAUAGGCGACUAACUUUAUAGGUAAACGAAUUAUGAAAGAAUUUAUUAUUAUAGCCAGGUUGUUCCAGAUUAAUGCCCCUACUUCUUAAAUUAUAUUUUGUAUGACGAGUCUGAAAAAAGUUCUUGAUGUAUUGUGGACCAUAAGAGUGCAUGCAUUUGUAUAAUAAAACAAGAGAACUAUAAUAGCGUCUAUGUUCAAGAGACUGCAUAUCACUCAAGGAUAAUAUAGUAUCAUAGUCAAGAUUAUUACCUAGAUUUAAUAGAGUUUUAAGUGUUGGCUGACUCUAGUUUAGAGCUCAAUGUUUUAUUUAUUCCAAUAAGUAGUGGACUGAGGUAUUCGAAAUGAGGAAGCAGGUAGGCCUUGUAAAGUGAUAGGGACAUGUUAUGAGGCAUUGGUCUUUUGAGAACACCAAUCUUGGCAUAGACUUUCUUGAGCAUGUUGGAUAUAUGUUCACGGUAAGUCAAUUUGUUAUCAAUAGUCACCCCAAGAAUUUUAAGAGAGUUUGCCAAUUCCACCUUAGUAUCACCAAUGAAAAAUUCAGGAAUGUGAGUGUGACUACCAAGUAUCAUACCUUGCCUUUUGAUACUGUUGACAAUCAGAUAAUUUUGAGAAAACCAGGUGACCAGAAUGUUAAGGUCCUGGUUUAAAGAGAUUUCCAGGGUGAUGAUGUCACGAUUAGAUGCAUAAGUUGUAGUAUCAUAAGCAUAUAGACGCAAAGAUGAGAUUGUCCAGCAAAGUUUAGGUCAUUUAGAAAAAUGUUGAAUAACAGGGGUCCAAGUAGACUACCUUGAGGUACGCCGUAUUUGACUGGACACCAUUCAGAGAAUUUCCCAUGAAACAUGACCCUUUGCUGACGAUCAGUCAAGUAUGAUUGUAAGAAAGCAAUAGCAUCAUCAUUAAGACCAUACGCUCGCAAAAUUGUCUGGUAGGUCAGAUUUCUUCUAACAAGACAUUAGGCAUUUGGCGCAUAAGCAAGCAGGUGGAUAUAGAGGAAAAACUGUCAUUUAAAGCCUUUUUUCUUUGAUAGGCAUCACUUGCGUAGCUACUGAAAGUACCAAAGAAGAUGAGGAGUGGCUUUGGGAUACACCCUUAGCAGCACUGGCGAAAGCAAAGGUUCCAGCAAAGUCUCUCAAAGCAUUUACUGAGGAGGCUGUAAGGCCAUUUGGUUGUGAUCGUGAUGUAGUUGUGGACAGGAACACAGAUAUUUUGAAGCAGAUGCUCAGAAAAUAUAAAAACCCCAGUUUUGACAUAACCAAACGUUUGUGCGUUGAAUUUGUAGACGAGGUUGGAAUUGAUGCAGGUGGCGUAUCAAGGGAAUUUUUCCAUGUGUUGAUGGAAAGAUUGAAACAAGGACCAGGUGGAGCUAUCAAUGUUUUUGAAGGACUAGCAGGGCACCUAAUACCAAUCCACAAUUAUGAUGUUUUGUCAGGUGGUUUGGUCAUCCUUGCAGGCAAAAUGAUUCUUCAUGCCAUCUUGAAUGACUGCAAUGGUGUCCCAGGAAUUUCUCGAGCUGUAGUCUCAUAUAUAAGCACUGGAAGUCGAGAUUCAGCAGUGGAAUAUAUUACUUUGGAAGACAUUCCAGAUCCAGAUUUAAAAGAAAAGCUCACCCAGGUUUGUUUCAUUUUAAAAAUAUUCAUGGUUGCAAAAACGUUCAGCUGUAGAUUUUAUAAUAGAUAGCAAGGUCACGUUGGGUGUUUAGGUUCAUAUUGUCUUUGGUGACUUCAUUAGUCAAAACAAGGUGUACAUAAAAUAAGGUGCAAUGUGUCAUAGUUAGUGUCGGAAGAAGCAAGAUGCCCAUUAAGAGAAUCCUAUUACCGGUACUUGUAUUCAAAGAACAGUCUUGCACACAGUAAAGGAAUGCCAGAAUUUGUCUGUAAUGUAUCAUUUUGCAACAAAGUCCAAUUUUUACAAUAUUUGUAAUACUUUUCAUGCACUAAACUUUUAGUGCAGUUAUGGUAAUGUUUGUUUAUUUAAUGUUUCUCUGUGAACAGCUUCUUCAAUGCAAAAAAGAAUCUUUGGCAGAUUUCACCAAUCCAUCAAGCUCCAUGAAUAUCUCAGAGCUGCUGACAUCUGCUGGCUACCCUCAUAUAAGUGUAACAGAGGAGAGAAGACACCUAGCAUAUGAGUGCAUUUUGUUGUAUGAAGUCAUCACAAAGCGCAUCCCUGCCUUAGACGACUUGAGGAAGGGACUGGCUUCUGUUAAAGUGUCACAAACAACACUCCUCGAUUUACUUGGGAAACUUCCUGACGUUCAGCAACGUGUGUUUCCUCCACACACUGGCAAAAUUGAUGUCAUGAUGCUCAAGUUACAUUUGGAGUGGAGAGAAACUGCUUAUCCUGUAAACCAAGCAGCUCAACAGUUUUUUCUCCAAUAUAUAGAUGAAUUACAUGAGAAAGGUGAUCCUAACAGUAUGACUAUCUUUAUACAAUAACCUAAUAACCCUGACACUUAACUAAAAUUGAUGAUGGUGAUGAUGAUGGUUGUCAUACUCAGUGAUAACUGUAUUGGGAUUCUCUGUUGGUGUAAAUGUUGAUGGUUUUCUACAAUGAUACAGACUGUAGUUUAGUGAUUUAGUGAAGAGGCUCAUAAGAAAGAAAAGUAUGAUUUUCAUGGGAUCAAGGACUUGUAAAGAAAAUUGAUAAUGUAUUUACAUGAGAAACAAAUUCCCCCAAAAUUGGAAGGCAGUUAAAUUAUGAAUACAGUGCACUUCCCUGGUUAGCUGGGUCACAAACAAGAAAAUCUUACUGAAAUGAUUUGUUUCAACAACAGAUGGUGCUGUUAACAAUGAAACAUUAGAAGACAUGGUACUAUUUUGGACUGGAUGUCCAUCACUACCCCCAGAUGUAACCACCAAGUUACUCGUGAAGUACCUUGAAAAUCAUCCCAGCAAAGUUUUGGCAGAGUCCAGCACUUGCACUCUGGAACUUUCCAUCCCAGUAGUGCACAACGAUUACAAUGUAUUCAAGGAUUACCUUAAUAACAGUAUUUUGCAUGGCAAACUUGGUUUUGGCAAGAUAUAG